Telopea speciosissima is the source of this 603-nucleotide messenger RNA. RefSeq lists its product as uncharacterized. The transcript has a single exon. Lineage: Eukaryota; Viridiplantae; Streptophyta; Magnoliopsida; Proteales; Proteaceae. The coding region runs from base 1 to 603 and encodes 200 amino acids. The record is from RefSeq and is a predicted model, not a curated record.
AUGUCGACUCAAAUCAACUAUGCUACCCUCAUAAAAGAUCAUAUUUUGACCGACCCAAACUACGUUGACUGGAGGAGGAACAUCAAGUUGCUCCUGACUGCAGAAGAUCUGAUGUCAGUCAUUGAGCAAGAUGAACCUGAAUUCCUGCAAAAUGAGGACCCUAUUGCUAAAGCGGCCUAUGAGUUAUUUCGUCAGAAUAAAUCUAAGGCCAAACUCCUUGUAUUGAACUCUGUGGAAAAGACCAUCGCUAAUUCUGUCAAGGAUUUGUACUUGACAAAGGAUAUGAUGGAGGAGUUGAAGGAGAUGUAUGGAAGAGAAGAAAGACAUGUCCAUCAUCAACUAGUGACACUUCUCCAUGGCAUAAAGAUGGCCCAAGGAACUCCAGUUAUAGAUCAUAUAAUAAAAAUGCGGAACUUGUUCGAAGAUCUGGAGAACCUUGGGGUGUCUUUUAAGCUGAAUUAUAAGAUGAAUGUUAUCUUCUACUCUUUAUCUCAGGAUAUCUACAGAUCAUUUAUUGUUAAUUAUAACAUGAAUAAACUCUCCAUCGAACUUCCUGAGCUGGGCAACAUGUUGCAAGAGGUAGAGGCUGCAUCCAAAAAGUAA